Molecule: messenger RNA, 1431 nt
Organism: Aspergillus thermomutatus
Lineage: Eukaryota; Fungi; Ascomycota; Eurotiomycetes; Eurotiales; Aspergillaceae
Product: splicing factor ESS-2 family protein
Exons: 1
Coding region: 1-1431 (476 amino acids)
Cellular component (GO): catalytic step 2 spliceosome
Source: RefSeq, a predicted model, not a curated record
AUGACCUCCACUCCAUCGCAGGCGUUGACCAAACGUCAAAGCGAACAGAGUCUCAUGCCCCCUCCUCCUCCACCCAAGCGGAUCAAACGGCCAGCUACGGUUUUGGACGAAGAUGUCUACACGAAUGCCUUAUCGGAGAUCAUUGCUCGUGACUACUUUCCUGGACUGCUGGAGGAGCAAGUGAAGCAGGAGUAUCUUGACGCUCUGGAAUCGAAGGACAGAGAGUGGAUUUUGAGUUCAAAAAAGAGGCUCACGGAUUUGCUGAAGACUCCCGGCAGAGCUCGCAGCAGAAGUGGAAUGACUCCGCGGCUCCACGGUACAGAACGACCGGAUCACACCCCGGCCGGCUGGCAAGGUGAUACGCCGAGGUCGGUGAUCUCAACGACGACGACGACGACCGCGAUAGCCCAGACCACUCCGAAAGAUAUUCCAGAUGUCACCAACCUGGGGCUCAUGGCGUUCCAGGCCAAGUACACCAGCGAAGACAACGAGUCGUUCAAUAAACUUCUGGACAAACAGAAUGCCAAACGCCAGGAGAAGUAUGCCUGGCUCUGGAGCGGAAACAAGAUCCCUACUGCUCGGCAGAUUGCCCACCGACAACGGGAAGCGAAACGCAUCGCAGCACAGGGAGGCAUUACUGAGCGACAGCUAGCGAUCAAGACGGAUUUGGACGCCCGGCCCGCAAAACCUGAUACGUGGAAGUCCCGACCGGAGAACUCGCUCAUGUUCAUGCCGUCUUCCAUCGAGGAUACACACGAGACCAUUUCACAGAAAGCUGAAGCGGUCUCGCGCGCCGGGCCUAAGCGAGUGGUGCACGAGAAUACCAGGCUACCGGAGCCGAGUGUCCAGCACGGUUCUGCUGCUGCGGAGGGCAACGACGUCCCUCCCUCGCCAUCGAUAUCCGCCAUCAAAGAUGCCAUUGCUGGCCGGCCCCGAUUCACGGAAUCCGAAGCGGGAUACGCGGGGGGCGAGACGCCACGGGUUAACGGAUAUGCUUUUGUCGACGAGGACGAGCCCGAACCGGACUACAACCAUACUGCCGCUGAAACCUCGGAGUUGACCUCCUUGUCAGGUGACGAUCUUCGCUUGCUCGGGGCGAGCGACUCUACCCCCAACCCGUUCUCGAUCCGGGAGAACCGCAAGCGCGAAGAUCUGCAUCACCGCAUGGUCGACCGGGUAGCAAGAACGAAACGCGCCGAGAAGGCCGCGCGCGAGGUUAGGACGCCCGUAACGCCACGCUUCGCCAGCAGUCCUCGGUUGGAUUUUGGGCUACGUACCCCUGCAGCUGCGGAUUCCAGCGGACAGGGCAAGGUUUUGACCCCCGCAGCGCAGAAACUACUGCAACGGGUUGGCAGCACGCCUCGACCGGCAGCAAGUUCCUCGUCGAGUCUGAGAAAUAUGUGGACCCCUACUCCCAGAAGAGCUAAAUGA